GCGCGCCGCCAGCGCUGAGGGAGCCGCGUCCCCGCUCCAUGGAGGCGGCCAACGGGGCUCUGCCCGACGGCCGGGCUGGGGGCUCCCGCCGCGGCGCCGCCCCGUCGGGCAAGAAGGAAGUGAAGAUCGUGAUCGUCGGGGACGGCGGCUGCGGGAAGACGUCGCUGCUCAUGGUGUACGCGAAGGGCUCCUUCCCCGAGCAAUACGCACCAUCUGUCUUUGAGAAGUAUUCUACCAGUAUUACAGUGGGCAGCAAAGAAGUCAUCCUGAAUUUGUAUGAUACCGCAGGGCAGGAGGACUACGAUCGGCUACGACCUCUUUCUUACCAGAACACAAACGUAGUGUUAAUUUGUUAUGAUGUCAUGAAUCCCACUAGCUACGAUAAUGUAAUAGUUAAGUGGUAUCCUGAAGUGAGUCACUUCUGCCGUGGUGCCCCUCUCGUACUGAUCGGCUGCAAGACAGACCUUCGGAAAGACAAAGAACAGUUGCGUAAGCUCCGGGCCUCUCAGCAGGAGCCCAUUACUUACAACCAGGGCGAAACAGCUUGUCAGCAGAUUAAUGCAGAAGUUUAUCUGGAAUGCUCAGCAAAAUGUCGUGAAAACAUAGAAAAUGUUUUUAAAGAAGCAACAACCAUUGCACUAAAUGCCAUGAAAAAAGCCAAACGCCAAAAGAAACGGACAGUCUGCUCAGUGCUAUGAUCUGGACUGCAAAUGAGCAUUGCAGCCAAGUGAUUCACAUUUUAGCAACAGUACAACUUUAAAUACCUCCCCCCCAUUCCAAGUUUUUGUUCCUGCAGUGAUGUUUAAGUUUUAACUUCUUAAAA
Molecule: messenger RNA, 823 nt
Organism: Rhea pennata
Lineage: Eukaryota; Metazoa; Chordata; Aves; Rheiformes; Rheidae
Gene: RHOF
Product: ras homolog family member F, filopodia associated
Exons: 5
Coding region: 39-698 (219 amino acids)
Biological process (GO): small GTPase-mediated signal transduction
Cellular component (GO): cytosol
Molecular function (GO): protein kinase binding; GTPase activity; GTP binding
Source: RefSeq, a predicted model, not a curated record